UUUAUGUCUACACCAGUCACCUCAGACUCCACACCAAGGCUUCAGAAGCCAAUGAAGGGUCAAAAGAAAAAAGGGCACAGGAAAGUGAAGACAGGUGUCUACGACAGAAGAUCAGAGAUGUCAUCUGUUUCCCCAAUAUUGUCCAACAAGCACAAUGAUUCAUAGAAGGAGGUGCCAAACAAUAGUGUGUGCUUGGCAAAAAAAAAAAAAAAAAAAAAAAAAAAGGCUCCACAGGCCAGCAGUAUUCAGGCCUCCAGAGAUGCCUCUGCAGGGGAUGUCUCUGAGCAGAGAUCCAAGAGGAAGAGGGGACAAAGCAAAAGGAAACUGGAGAAUAUCAUGACCGAUCCAGAAGCCUGCCUCAUUCUUGCCUCCAGUGAUGCCUCUGCAGGGGAUGUCCCUGAGCAUCGAACCAAGAGGAAGAGAGUGCAGAAGUCAAGGGCACUGACAGAUGUCAAAGCAGUUGCCCAGGACAGCAGCUUUCAGGCCUCAGGCACAGCCACCUCUGCAGCUACCCCUGAAGCUGCCUCAGGCACAGCCACCUCUGCAGCUACCCCUGAAGCUGCCUCAGAGCUGAAGUUCUACAGGAGGAGGACCAAGAGGAGCAUAUGGACUGUGGAGCGCAUCGAGGGGACAAAACUCAUCAUAAACAAGAAGAGAAGACUCAGUUACCAGCCUGAGGACCUUGAAGCCUUCUACCGAAUUCUGGAGGAUCCUGUGGUCCAGAACUUCUUGGCAGCUGACAUUUUCUUCAGGGUGACAGACAAGUACCUGCUGUCUAUGGUGGUGGAGUACUUUGGCCGACUUGGGCUCCCUGGACAUCUCUACAACAGGAUCCACUUCUUCCUGGCCCUCUACAUCGCCUGUGACAUGGAAGAGGAUGACCCCAUAUCCAAGAGGAGUAUCUUUCAAUUUCUGCUGGGCAGAGACACAUGGCAAGACUUGUACAAGGACUUCCAAAGGCUGCAGAAGGAGUUCCUCCAAGUCAUAGAUUACCGAGCCUGGGUCACACGACAGGAAUGUGAAGAGAUCCAGAACCAGAACCCACAGCACUGGGUCUGGAGCCGGGUGCGCCAGAGCGCCCCUUAGGGUCCCAGGCCUGGGAACCAUCAGCAGGGCGUGGAGCACGGGGCUGCAUGUGAGCUAG
Molecule: messenger RNA, 1144 nt
Organism: Phodopus roborovskii (desert hamster)
Lineage: Eukaryota; Metazoa; Chordata; Mammalia; Rodentia; Cricetidae
Exons: 9
Biological process (GO): positive regulation of cyclin-dependent protein serine/threonine kinase activity
Molecular function (GO): protein kinase binding
Source: RefSeq, a predicted model, not a curated record